CAAAUGUCUCCACUGCACUGUGACUCCACAGUCAACACGCACGCCUCUUGCUGCUAGUCGCUCAUAGUGCUGAGCGCGGUGCGCCUCUGUGUCUUCUAUCUUCCCUUUUGUUCCUAUUCUCCUCGUCGGCCUCCACCCCCAAAUCGGCUCUUUCCUUUCUUGGUGCUGCAGCACGAACUCAUCCAGGUCGCCACCUCAGGAUCGCCGUCUCCUCCAAGAUCCGGUUCUGAUCUCCCCGGUGACGAGUUCGGCGCCUCCUCGUCAAGACCCGUCUUGGAGAUCGCCCUAUUCCGCUCGAUUCGUUUAUUGAGGGUUUGAUCUUGUUAGAAUUGUGAAGUUUGGGCGAUCCAUAAUCUGUGGCUGCUUACGGAGCAUACCUGACUCACGAUCACCAGGAAUAUAGCAGAAUUUGAGCAUUGAGCUACAAUAUGCCGUGGACUCCCCUGCGCUCGUCUUACUUUAGUAGCCAAAAGUCUGUCAGCCUUCUUGUGUUUUUCCGCGUGAUUGUGUAAGGAGGCUGCAUUUAAAGACUCUUUUUUCUUUAGUGUUCUCUAUGCUUGACAACAUACGUGUGAAAAGAUUGAGAAUGUAUGUGAAGAUUGAGCUUAAGAGAUUCCGUGUUGUGAAGGAAGUGGGAAGAAUAGUAAUGAAUGUUAGGAUCUUUGCUUGUUACCAGUUGAUUGAAGUGUGCCAGGCUGAGUACUUCCGUCAAUUGCUUAAGCCUGUCACGUAGUCUAGACAAAGGACCCGGGUUUAGUUUUUCAAUCUGCUAUUUGCUUCUACUUUGAUAGAAAGUUGCAACGACAAAGCAGUGCAGUCGUGAUGAUGGCUACCUUGUGGUAGGACAUAUUUAGUCUGUGUUGUUGCAAACUGCGAGCAUAUUUUAGAAUUCUGAUUGUUGAGGGUAGUGUAGCCACUGCAUUAAAUCAGGUAGAUUUACAUACGUAAGUGCAUUCGUGUCCAAUUUCUGCCAUACCCAUGCAGAGGGAUCCAACAGCUUUCACUGGAAACCCCUCCUUUGCUUAUGGACAUGAAGCUGAUAAUUGUAUGGCAAAUGGACCUCAGGGUGGUCAAUGCAACUACAGGGUUCCUGUUUCACCUGCCUUAGGUGUCCCUUCAGGCAUGCCAAGCCCUCAAAUCCGAAGCCCGCUUGGUGUAAUCGAAUUCCAACCUUCCAUGGUAUGCCCCAGAAACUUCAUCAUCUUUGAUCACACUGAUGACAAAGGACGUGUCAUGUAUCAUCCUGCCUUGGUGGACAAGCUGAACCCCACAAACAUCGAUGCGUUCCCAUACCAUGGUGAAGUAGGUUGCAGAAGUUCUGUCCAAGACAUUGGCAACCUGGAAGAACACUCCUCAUCUUUCAAGGAGGAUUCAGAAGAAAUCGAUGCACUGCUGAGCUCUGAUGAAGAAAGCGAUGAAGAUGAUGUCGUGAGUACCGGGCGUACUCCUGACCCCUUAGAAAGUGGUCCCUUCGACUCAUCUUCACUGCCUAUGUUUAAGAAAAUGAGGUAUAUUUCUGGAAAGAGUUCAGUUUGCCAUGGAUCAAUGGAAAAUUUUACUCAUGAGAAGAUCAAGAAGAUGGUCACAGUCCUUAGGGGAAUAAUCCCCGGUGGAGACCAAUUGGAUACUCCUGCUUUGCUGGAGGAAGCAGUCAGAUACCUGAAGUUCCUCAAGAUGGAGGCAAAGAAACUCAGUGUGGAGGGCUUGGAUAAUUGAAGUGGCCAGCGAUGUGGUGGUAUUGCAGUAAAGCUCCACAAAAUAAAAAUCUUCAGGAUCCACUCUGCAUGUAUAUAUUUAUAUGGACUUAAGUAAGGUCACUAUCAUCAUUGUUAUUGGAAUGGCUUUUUUCUGGGUGUGGAAGAGAAGGAAGGCAUCCUGCUUUUGCUUCUUUCAGCAGGCCUCAAAAGACUCUGUUUUGUGGGAUUCUGAUGCAUGAUUUCUGGUAAGGUCUUGCCGUUGCCGCACUGUGGCUAUUCCUGCCCCCUCAUGGUGUGGUUAUAUCGUGCGGUUAAGCUUUGGAUGAUGCAAUUAUGCUGUCUGGCUUGCUUUUGCCAUUUGUGAGUUGGAACUCCACCUGUCCUGUGAUCAACCUUCCCUUGGUGGGCACACCCCAAAUCACUGCACUUUGCUGAAGGUUACUUCUGUCUGCCUUUUCAGGCUCCCGUCUUGAUGCACUUGUUAAAUUAUGUACGUGCUUGGUUUGCUACUAUUGUACAGAACAAGAUCUUAUCAUUGUAUACUAUUGUA
Messenger RNA from Phragmites australis (common reed), 2247 nucleotides. Its product is annotated as transcription factor bHLH144-like. Bases 979 to 1716 code for a protein of 245 amino acids. The record is from RefSeq and is a predicted model, not a curated record. Lineage: Eukaryota; Viridiplantae; Streptophyta; Magnoliopsida; Poales; Poaceae. The transcript is spliced from 5 exons. Gene Ontology annotation, molecular function: protein dimerization activity.